AUGGAUAUGGGAACUUCAACCAUGACGAGUAUGUCUGGUAUGUCAAUGACCAUGACCUCUGCUGCAUCGACGGCUUCGUCUACUGCAACUUCAAGUAUGGAUAUGGGUAUGGGAGCUUGCAAAAUUAGUAUGCUAUGGAGCUGGCACACAAUCGAUGCCUGCUUCAUCUCCAGCUCAUGGCACAUCACAUCCCGCGGCAUGUUUGCCGGCACCUGCAUCGGCGUCAUCCUGCUCGUCAUAUCGCUCGAAUUCCUCCGCCGCAGCGCCAAAGAAUAUGACCGCUACAUCCUGCGCCAAUUCCAGCGCGCCGGUGCCGCCCACCCCACGUCCUACCCCUACAUCACGCCGUCCUGUCCUAGUCCUCUCGCCAAAGCGGCCGAGCCAGCAAACUCUUCCCGUGAAAGUGUCGGCGCCAAUUCAGUUGCAGUGAGGGUGGCUGCCAAGUUCCGUCCGAAUGUGAUGCAGCAGGCGAUCAGGGCUACGUUGCAUAUGCUGCAAUUUGCGGUUGCGUAUUUUAUUAUGUUGUUAGCGAUGUAUUAUAAUGGGUAUAUCAUUAUGUGCAUUUUCAUUGGCGCGUGGAUUGGGGCUUUCGGGUUUAGUUGGGAGAUGAUUGAGAUGAAUGGUCCACAGGAAGAAACUACGAUUUGCUGUGGCUGA
Messenger RNA from Lachnellula hyalina, 657 nucleotides. It is a transcript of the gene ctr4, whose product is annotated as Copper transport protein. The coding region runs from base 1 to 657 and encodes 218 amino acids. Gene Ontology annotation, molecular function: copper ion transmembrane transporter activity. The transcript has 4 exons. Lineage: Eukaryota; Fungi; Ascomycota; Leotiomycetes; Helotiales; Lachnaceae. Gene Ontology annotation, cellular component: membrane. Gene Ontology annotation, biological process: copper ion transmembrane transport. The record is from RefSeq and is a predicted model, not a curated record.